AAUUUAAGAACCCUCUUAAGUAGUCACAACUCUCUUGCAUGAGCCUAGCAAUUCCAAAGAAUUUAGGAAUUCUAGUUGUUCUUGUUCUUCAUUACACUUCCUUUUUCCUUACAAAAUUUUCUCUGUUGGGUCUUUCUUCUUUUCUUUUCUUUUUUCUCUUCUUUUCAAACUGCAAAUAAAAUGUUUAUAUACUGAAAAGUUGAAGAUCAAAAGGGUUUAUUUGGGUUAUGGGGCUUACUGAGUUAUCUUUGGCUCCAACUCGUGUUUCAAAUAGUUCAUCUUCAGAAUCUGAAAAUAAUGUUUCUUCUUCUAGUUCAAGCAGCAAGAAGAGGAAGUUUUUAUCAGAGCAUCACUUGCUCAAGAGUAGUAAUAACAAUGGAAUGCCUUUCCCUAUCCAAACAAGCGUUGAUCUUCAUGUUAAAGAUCCUCUUCCUCUUGAUUGGGAGCAAUGCCUUGAUCUUGAAACAGGUAGAGUGUAUUAUCUGAACAGAAAGACAUUGAAGAGGAGUUGGGACUGGCCAAAGGACCAAAAGGUGGACCUUGAACUCAACAUUUCACCAUUCUCUAAUCAACAUCUCACCAUUCUUGAAGGCUCAAAGAAAAAGAAUGGUCAAAAAUCACAAUCAAGAACUAAUAAUAAUAAUAUGGUGGCAUUAGCUUGCUUGAACUGCCAUCUUCUUGUAAUUCUGUCAAGAACCUCACCUUCUUGCCCUAAUUGCAAGUAUGUUCAUUCCCUUCCUUCCACCCAUCAAGCCCCACAGCCUAAAAUCUCUCCUUCUUCUACUACUAAGUCACUCGAUACUUUAAGCCUCUUGAACUAAUUUUAAUUAUGUUAAUUUUGAACAUGGAAUAGAGAAGAAUUAUGCAGAAGUGGCAAAAUAUGGUGACUUUGGAUGGAGGAAUUAAUGAUUGUGGUUUAUAUAUAUAUAAAGAUUUUAAGCUAGUCAUGUUUUUUUCUUUUCUUUCUUUUUUUUUUAUGAUGAUGAUGUAAUUAUCAAAGAAAGUAAAUAGCAUCUAUGGAAGUUGUUGCUUGUAUUUAUAA
This is a messenger RNA of Jatropha curcas, 1042 nucleotides long. RefSeq lists its product as uncharacterized. Lineage: Eukaryota; Viridiplantae; Streptophyta; Magnoliopsida; Malpighiales; Euphorbiaceae. The record is from RefSeq and is a predicted model, not a curated record. Gene Ontology annotation, molecular function: protein binding.